Messenger RNA from Angiostrongylus costaricensis, 1026 nucleotides. Lineage: Eukaryota; Metazoa; Nematoda; Chromadorea; Rhabditida; Metastrongylidae. The record is from the annotation of a GenBank genome assembly.
AUGAACAUCGGCGGAACUAUUCUGAAUGUUCGUCUUUCCAGAUCACUUAUGAAGAUUGAAAAAGUGCUAAUCGCUGACGAUAUCGAGCAAGAGUGCAUAGAUAUACUGCAAGCUAAUGGGAUUGAGGUGACGGUGAAGACGAAACAGUCAGUUGAUGAAUUGAAAGUGUCUCUGCCCGCCCACGACGCUGUGAUUGUGCGCAGUUCGACAACGAUCACCAAGAACCUACUCGAAGUGGGUUCAAGUGGUCGCUUGAGGCUGGUAGGAAGGGCUGGAACAGGUGUCGAUAACAUUGAUGUAGAAGCAGCAACGCAACAUCAUGUGCUUGUCAUGAAUACCCCCCAAGCUAAUUCCCGAUCUGCUGCUGAACUCACUUGUAUUUUGAUCCUGUGCCUAACAAGGCAUGUUCCACAAGCUCAUGCCUCUAUGAAAGCUGGAAAAUGGGCAAGGAAGGAGUUCACUGGAGAGGAGGCAUGUUCUAUAUUUGGACGAACUUUGGCUGUCAUUGGACUGGGAAGAAUUGGUACUGAGGUGGCGAUGCGAAUGCAGGCGUUCGGGAUGCGUGUUAUUGGAUACGAUCCGAUCAUAAAAAAAGAGGAAGCAGCAGCGAAGAAUAUCGAACUACUUCCGCUUGAAGAGAUCUGGCCUCAAGCAGACUUCAUCACAGUACAUGUACCGCUGCUUGCUGAAACGGAAAAUCUCAUCAAUGCUGAGACUCUAACGAAAUGCAAGAAGGGAGUAAGGAUCGUCAACGUCGCUCGCGGCGGCAUUGUGAACGAGCAGGACCUUGUGGCAGCGCUGAAUUCUGGCCAGGCCGGAGCAGCGGCUUUUGACGUCUUUCUGGAGGAGCCGCCUAAGUACCGCGGUCUUGUUGAUCAUCCGAAAGUAAUCUGUACUCCUCACUUGGGAGCAUCGACGACAGACGCUCAGCGGAGAGUAGCUGCUGAGAUUGCCGAGAACAUUGUGCAGCUGAACUCUGGGAAAAUUCUGGGUGUGGUGAGUUUGCUUUUGACUUCCUGGUCAUAA